Amphibalanus amphitrite is the source of this 2110-nucleotide messenger RNA. RefSeq names its product basigin-like. Bases 163 to 1281 code for a protein of 372 amino acids. The transcript has 9 exons. Gene Ontology annotation, cellular component: plasma membrane; axon. Gene Ontology annotation, molecular function: cell-cell adhesion mediator activity. NCBI's taxonomy places the organism in Eukaryota, Metazoa, Arthropoda, Thecostraca, Balanomorpha, Balanidae. The record is from RefSeq and is a predicted model, not a curated record. Gene Ontology annotation, biological process: axon guidance; homophilic cell-cell adhesion; dendrite self-avoidance.
UUUCAGCGAAUGUUUACAAACCGCUGUUUUCCUUUGGGUGUGUGCUGAGGGGUGGCGGCGUGUUGUGCUGAGCGUGUGAAUCGUGGAUCGAUAGAAGGUGUUUUCCCUCAAACAUUUUCUUUGACUAAGGAUUGUACCAUUCAAAGUGUACCAGAGAGGUGCAUGAUGAAGCUCAUCUUGGGUGUUUUGUGCUCAUUACUAAUUGCUGGAAGCAAUGGAGGCGCCGACGAGGCCGAUUACACAGGCUCGUCGUCGCGCUUUGUGGUGGAGAACACGGAGUUUGUCGUGUCGUGCCGCGUGCCCGAGCUGAGUCGCAUCAAGUGGCACCGUAACGGCGUGCCGGUGCCCGUGUCCGGGCCCGACUCGGGCUACUCCGUGCGCACCGAGAAGCGCGGCGUGUUCCUCGUCUCGACGCUGACGGUAGCGCGCGCCCAGCACGCCCACUCGGGCAACUACAGCUGCACCACGUUUGUGGACAAUGCCCACGAGGUGAUCGUGAUCAGCGCGGACAUGGUGCGUACCAACGCCGACGAGACGGACGGCAUACUGGUGAUGACGACCAAGACGCUGGUCAUCAACUGCUCUACCACGUCUGACGUGCCCAGCAACACCGUCACUUGGUACAAGUCUGUCGAGGGCGGCGAGCAGGAGGAAGUCAUCGGCGACAGCAACGUGAUCGUCGAGGGCGGCGUGCUCACCAUCAAGAAGCCGACCGAACUCGACGCCGGAAACUACACGUGCAGCUUCGCCACGGCAGCCGUGACGGACAAAACGGUCCAGGAAACCAUCCGCGUCAUCACGAAUGUGACCGUUGCUAUGCCGAGCCAGUCGAUCAACAAACAGGAGGGAGAUGAGGUGGUCAUCCUGUGCGAGCCCUUCGGACGGCCCCGGCCCGCCGUCACUUGGACCAAAGACGGCAAAGACGUCAAGGUCGCCAUCAAGAACUCGACGUCACGCCUGACGCUGAGUGCCGAUGACGACGGCAAUGUCGACGCGCGCCUGACGCUAACGGAUCUGCUGCGCCCGGAGGACGCUGGAGACUACUGCUGCCGUGCGGAGAACCUGGCCAACGCCGCCGAGGCCUGCAUCAUCGUCAGGGUCAAGGACAAGUACGCCGCUCUGUGGCCGUUCAUUGGCAUUGUGGCCGAGGUGAUCCUUCUGACGGCCAUCAUCUACAUCUACGAGAAGAAGAAGAGCAAGCCCGACAUGGACGACAGCGACACCGAUAACGGAAACGACAACAGGCCGGAGCCGAAGGGAGACGUCCGCCAGAGGAAAUAGACAUCUAGCGGCAAAAUCCAGCACCUGUAGUUUCAUCUUUGCCCGCCAGGUGGCCGGCGCGCGGCGAACGGGCGAGCCCCGGUCGGUCUCUGGGUGGCUUUAACGGAGUUCUCCGCUGUCUCGUGGUGGCCGAUACUCUGUUAGCGAUACUCGCCGCUCUGAUAGGGGUGCGACAGGUGGAGACGCUCUCUCUAGUAGGCCGUGGGCCGGGGCGAGCGGCGCGGAGCUCCUGGACCCUCGGAGAGGGACAGUCUGUAGCAGACUUCCCUCCUCUGAGUGGCGCCUCGAGCCCUGAUUAUGGAUUGGCAAUAGUGUGAGAGGUGAUUUCUUUCUCGCGCGCGUCGCCCGCUGCCUUAGCUUCCGCCGGCCGCUAGUCACAAUCUGUACCGGCAGAUGGCGCUGUCGGCGCUGGCUGGCGAACGACCCAGUUCGACUCAAGGCGAGAACGAGGUCGUAAAUCGAGACUCACUUUCAGUCUGUAGCUUAGAUCAAUGUGCGGUGAUGUGGGUUGUAGACGUCUCUUCGGCGGGGUAUGUGUGCGUUAUUUACCAAUAUUGAGGCUCGUUUGUCCCCCCCCCCUCCCCCACGGCAAACAGUUGCCGUAGCUGCAGUGUGCCCCUCCCCCUUAGGCGGAUGCCCGUUAUAUUGUUGGUACUAGAGACUUCUAUGGUGCGCGUUGUAUUUGACUUGGUUUUACCCGUAGACGCAGGCUGCUCUGGUUUUGAUAUAGGUUCGGCCUUGCUAAUUGGUGUUGUGGUCAGCUCUUAUCUGUACGCGAUCGGCGCGGUGUUUCGGCCCGUUAAAUUACAAUAAAUGACCCUAAAUUAAA